CCAGGUCUCACAGAAGACAGAGAUGUCAGCUUUAAAUCGUGGAGUAAUUGGAGAAGGAGAGAAACUGAAAAAGGACAAUUUUCCUGUUCCCAAGCAAAACCUCCCAGCAGAGCAACAUGAAGACCCAUCUAAAAAACUCUUUUAUCAAGGCUCGCAUCUUGAGGGGAGGCCUACAUUAUACCCCCCUGCAAUCUAUCAAGAUUCUCAGUUUUUACACCAUGGGGUAAUCCGAGAGGGAGAGAAACAUAAAAAUAACAACAUUUCUGUUCCUGAGCAAAACAUCUCAGCAGAUGGAAAGGUCUUUUACCAAUGGGCAGAUCUCGAGGGGACAUCUACAUCAUAUUCACAUGCAAGGGAAGGAGAGAAACUGAAAAACAAAAAAAAAUCUGUUCCUGAGCACAACAUCCUAGCAGAAAGAACGGAAGACUUGUCUAAGAACAACGUUUAUCAAGUCUCUCAAACGGAGCGCAUACAUGCAUCAUAUCCUCCUGCCCUCUACCAGGGGACACAGACGACUGAGAUGUCUGGUUCAAAUCGUGGAGUAAUUGCAGAGGGAGAGAAACUUACAAAUAACAAGGAGCCUGUUAUUGAGUUAAACAUCCCAGAAGUAAGAGUGGAAGAGCCGCCUAAGACCGCCUUUUGGCAGGGAUUGCAAUUUGAGGCAUCACAAUCAGUGACGAGAAGCCUGGCCAACGAACAAGCAGCCACGCAAGAAACGCUGGAGAUGACCCGUAUGGGUGUUUCGUCACAGGAAGAACUUCAUCCACCAGACAACAGCUCCUCAGGGCAAAGCCUCAGUGACUCAAAUACAGCAAUGAUUCCUCACGUUGGAUCAGAUCCUACUGGAGUUUUGCCUGGAGCAGCGUUCCCAUUGGUCCCUUGUCAUAAUGAAGAGAAAACCUUAAUUCCAUUGAAAUGCUUAUCGCAGCAGCGUGAUGGAAACAUUCGUGCAUCGGGAGGGAAAGAAAUUGAGUCGCCAAACAUUUCAUUUAAAAGUGAACCUUCUCCUGCCAAACCUAACGAGAAUAUAAGAAACACGGUCCAGAAUUUGUCGAAGGACUGUGGUGAGGAGAACAGAUUAGAUGUACCUGGCAAGGAGUGUCCUAGUAUUGACGGUUCAAACACUGUGGCACAUCCAUCUUUGACAGAAUUGCACAGUCUGAAGAACAAAGAUUAUGCACAUCUAUCUGUAGAUGCCAUAGGACAAACUGAGUUGUCUGAACUUGAACCCUCUCCACUCCAACCAAACAAGACUGGCCAACAUCUGUUGAAAGAAUUGGGUGAGGAAAAGGGUUCCGAUGUACCUGCCAAGGACUAUCCUAGCAUUGUCAGACUAAAGGAUACGGAACAUUUAUCCAUGCCCGAUCUGAACACCCCGAAGGACAAAAAUCAUUCGCAGCUAAGUGUAGAUGCCAUUGAAGCAACUGAGUUGUCAGAAAGUGGAGCAUCUCCCUCCGGAUCAGACAGGACUGACGAGAAUUUGUUAAAAGGAUGUGGUGAGGAAAAGAGUUCAGAUGUACAUAGCAACAACUUCUCAAAACCUGCUGAGCAGCCAUCUUUGGCAGAAAUGGACGGUCCGAAGGAAAAAGAAUGUGGUGAGGAGAAGAGUCCAGAUGUACCUGGCAAUGACUGUCCUAGUAUUGACUGCUCAAAGGCUGCAGAGUAUUCACCUUUGGCAGAAAUGGACAACACAAAGAACGAAGAUCUUCCCCAGUUAAGUGUAGAUGUCAUUGGAGAAACUAAGUUGUCUGAGAGUGGACGCUCUCCUUCCAGAUCAGACAGGAUUGCCCAUCAUUUGUUAAAAGAAUGUGGUGAGGAAAAGAGUUCAGAUGUACAUAGCAACGAAGGCUCAAAACCUGCAGAGCACCCUUCUUUGGCAGAAAUGGACAGUCCCAAGGGAAAAGAAUGUGGUGAGGAGAAGAGUCCAGAUGUACCUGGCAAUGACUGUCCUAGUAUUGACUGCUCAAAGGCUGCCGAGUAUUCAUCUUUGGCAGAAAUGGACAACACAAAGAACGAAGAUCUUCCCCACUUAAGUGUAGAUGUCAUUGGAGAAACUAAGUUGUCUGAGAGUGGACGCUCUCCUUCCAGAUCAGACAGGACUGCCCAUAAUUUGUUAAAAGAAUGUGGUGAGGAAAAUAAUUCAGAUGUACAUGGCAAUGGAGGCUCAAAACCUGCAGAGCAUCCUUCUUUGGCAGAAAUGGACAGUCCCAAGGGAAAAGAAUGUGGUGAGGAAAAGAGUUCAGAUGUACCUGGCAAGGACUGUCCUAGAAUUGUCUGCUUAAAGGAUGCUAAGUAUUCAUCUUUGGCAGAAAUGGACAAUGCAAAGAACGAAGAUCUUUCCCAGAUAGGUGGGGAUGUCCUUGGAGAGCUUCGGUUGUGUAAAGGUGAACCCUAUCUUCCCAAAUCAGACCAGCUGCAGGACGUUCCUGGUAAGGGAUUUCCUAGUACUGACAGUUCGGAGGUUAUGGAACAUCCGCCUUUGUCAAAAAUUGAGAGCGUCAAAGACCGUGACAGAGAUCAUGCACAAAGCAGUGUGAAUGUCAUUGGAGUACUAAAGAAGCAUAAGUGGAAAGGUGGUCAGCGCAAGAAAAAGAAAACUCUAGUAAAAAUGGCUGAACUACUUGAAAGCACUGAAGAACGGGGGCAAGACACUAAAGAUGCAGGUCAAACAAAAAUUGGACAGAGUGGCACACAGACACAGAAUGUCCAGCUUAACUACACAAAUAAGAAAAGCCAUCCCUCCUUUCCAAGUCCAGUCAAAGAAUUUAUUUACAACUUCAGUUUAUCUCCACUAUCUGACCAUCACACUCAAAACCCAAAGUCUCAUGGAUCUACAGCUUUGGACAUAUUGCCUAUAAAUACCAGCAAAUCCAAUGUAAAAUCAGACUUGCACAAGAAGCAACAAGACAAAGCAUUUCCUAAUGUUCCUCAGGUGGACUGUCUAAAUCAACCUAUUGCCAUCCAAGGAAGCGAAAUUGCAUCACUACAGAAAGAAGGAAACUUGACAGAUGACAUGACUUCCACAAAACAAACCUCAAAACCAACACCUAAGAAAUCUAUACAUUCCAGUAAAGGCUCCAAAAAGAAAAACAAAGUAAAACAAAGGAAAGGCUUUGGGAAGGAAGCUGAUGGCAAGGUGAGGCGGCAGGUGAACGCAGCCAUCACACAACCCCCACUGAGAAGAAAAAAGGGAAAGAGGAGGAAAGCUUCGAGACGUGAAGAAAAUGGAUUGAGUUUGAAUAGCAGCAGCAGCGUUGAACAGGCACCCGGCCGAUCUGACUCUACACCACAGGAAUUGAAUCAUUCCAUAUCACAAGGUCAUUCAACAAAAGUACAGUCUGAAGUUGAAGUAACAGCUGCUGUUGUGCGUCAUAAAAGAACGAUGAAAGAGGGAAGAAAGGGUGCAAAAACCCUCAAACGGGGAAGAAAGAGUCCAAAUGACUAUGGACCCUCGCAAAGAGCUUUAACAGAGGACCUUUUUGUGAAAAAAGAUGGUGCAAAUCUCACAACCUCAGCUCCUGCAAGUACUGUCCCAGAACAAAGGAAAUUGCAGGGAAAGGAAAAGCUGCCAGAGGAUAGCCAAGUCACGUCUCCACAAAAAACACUGCAUAUCCUAAAGGGUAGCGGUUUCAAAAAGCCAAGACUUCGUACAGCACGGUCAUCUGCCCAGGACAUUGCUUUAACUGUGGUGACAGCUGAAGCAGCCCCUAAGACCAGUAGCCCAACAACUUCCAAGGUCAGGGAAACUAUGGCCUCUAAAGAAGACGUUCAUUUGUCAAUUGCAAAUGCCAGUUUUGAAUUUGCAGAGGAAGAAUUUGAUAUACCUGUCAUAAAGGUAACAACCAAGACGGAUGUUCCUUUUGAAAUAACACGGUCUGAUGAAAAGUUAUCAAAAGUCGAAACUCCAGUAUCCCUGGAAGGAUCCAGCAACAUCCUGUCCAAAUUACCUGGAACAGAAGCCCAGUCUACUUGUGUCCAUACAGGUGCUAAACCUGUAACAGAACUUUCAAGCAAGCAACAGAAACAAAAAUCCACUUUGGAACAACAGUCAACUGAUAGGUGUAAUGAGGUAGAGAAACAGUCUGAAAUUGGCAGGAAAGAAAAUAAGGAUCAACGCCACAGGUGUACAGAGAUAAAACUGGAACAGGCUUUAUUUGCACUAUCGGCAAUUAAAAUGGGAUACCCCACAGUAGAAUCGAGUCCUUCGACCAAUGUAAGCCCCUCACCAGUGUUGAAACGAAAAGUUGGAAGACCAGUCAAGAAAAAGACACUGUUAAGAAUGGCUAAAACUUUGAAUAUAGUGCAAGAAGACACAUCUUGUUCUACUGGAAAUAGUAGCAAUAAUGAGCUUAUACAGGAAAUCCUCCCAAGUAAAAACCCUAUGCAGCCACCAAGAACAAAGAAAAAGUUAGCAGCCAAACCACUUGUCACCCCUACAAGAAAGUCAAAUCGAGCUGUCAGUUCCAUCAAAGCAGAUGUUGACUACUCGUCUACGUCAACAGUGUCCAUAGACACAGGACAUAAGGGGCAUGCUGACACAUGCUCAGUAGCUUUACAUAGACUGUCAGAUACAAUGACAAUUGGACAGAGCUUUGUAAACAAAGUAGCCCAAGACUCAGAAGAAAUAACAGGUCUAGAGACCGAUGAGCAGGACCUUCAGGAAUCGACUCAGGUGGAGACCAAAACGGUGAGGGCUGUGAAGAGUAAGAAAAAGAUUAUAGGAAGGAUAAAAAUGGCACGACGAAAGCACGUCCAACAAUUGGCAAAAGUCACCUCCCUUCCAAAGGACGAUCUUUUACCAUAUAAUGAAGGAGGAGAUGGUAAAGGGACCGCAAUCAAACCAGAUGAGGCAGAAUUCGCAUUGUCUGCAGUAGACGUGGGACAACUUGCAGAUGUACUGCCGAGUUCCUCAAAACAUACAAACCCCUCGGUGAGGUUAAAACGAAAACGUGGUAGACCACCUUCAAAGAAGACAUUGUUACGGGAGGAACAUCAAGGAAUACAGGAGGCAAACUCUAGUUCUACUGAAAAUGGUGGUCUGACGGUAGAAGAAAUUCAUGAAGAAAAAGCACAGCAUCACGCACAAGGGCAAAAGAACGGGGGAAAAAACAAACCAUCAGUCAUUCCUCCAAGAAGGUCACUUCGAGCCUUUGGAGCUGUCAGAGAACAGGGUGACCGACCAUCUUUGAGAGCUACAUCUGACCAUGAAGAAGACACUGACAUGUCAUGCACAAGGGAACUAUCUCCAGAUUCCAAGAAAACUACACCGAAUGAGACUGAUGAACAAGAUGUGGAGAAAGUGACAACUGUGAGGGUCAUGAAAAGGAAAAAGAAGGCAUUGAUGCCUAAGAAAAAGAAACAAGGAUGGAGAAAGCUCAAUGAAAAGCUAGGUAGAUCUAAAUCCUCUCAAGAAAAUGGCCACUCACCAAGUCAUGAAAAUGGUGCUGAUGUUACUGAAGAAAACUGUAAAAUCACAGAAAUAAAACCAGAACAGACAGAAUCUGUCCCAGUGUCAACAGGAGACACAGAAUAUUGUGAAGGUUUACAGCAGAGGUCCACAAAUCAAAGUGUCCUAGCCACUGUGAAAAGAAAAGUUGGCAGACCGCUCAAGAAGAAGACACUGUUAAGAAUGGCUACACUCGUGAAAAUAGUACAAAAAGAGAAGUCAAGAGCUUCAGCAAAUAUGACUGUGGAUGAUAACCUUGAAAGGGUACUCCAAGAAAAACGACAGCAACGUCAGUCAUCAAGAAUAAAGAAAGAGAAAAUGACUAGACCAGCUAUUACUCCAGAAAGAAGGUCACUUCGAAAUACUGAGUUGGGUAAGAUGGUGAAAGACCGUUCAUUUUUAGAUCUCUCUGAAGGAACUGACGACGAAGAAAAUACUGACACAAGUUCAAGGCAGGAAAAUACAUCUGAGCAAGACUCUGAGAAAGCCACAGUGAGUGAGACUGAUCAACACGAUCAUCAGCAAGUGCCUGAAGAAAGUGACACCACAGUUGUGAGAAAUUUGAUGAAAAAAAGAAAAAGAAAGUAUUUUAAAUUUUCCAAAAAGAAAAUGGGAAAAUGGAAAAAGUCUGCUCAGCAGUUGGAUCAAGGUAUCUCCACCCAGGAAGAGGUUGAUGUCGAUGGUGCUUCUGAUGGAGAUAGUGCACCUGUCACCACUGAGGAUGUAGAUGCUUUAGAGAAGGUGCCAUCUGUUCCUGUAUCAAGUAAGGAGGAGGAGGAGGAGGAGGAGGAAGAAAGCUAUGAGAGAGACUCCGAUGUCAAGGUUCACUGUAGAGCCUGCUGCAAGUCUAGUGGGGAGGAGAAGGCCUGUGGUGGACCCUUGUCUGACAUUUGGAACGGUCUAGAAACAGACGAGAUCCCUCAGAUUCCUGAUGAGCCCCAGUCCCCAGAACACAUGGAUGAGGAAUGUUUCCCUCAGAGUGCCUACCCAGACCUGCCAUUGGCCUCUUCGCCUGCUCGGCAGCAUCUACAGGAACAUGCGGAGAAGAGACCGUAUGCCUGCCCACUGUGCCCAGAAACAUUCAAUAACGAAGCCAGCGUUAACGCUCAUAAGACUGAGAGUCACAGGCUCCGGCGAGCACUGAAAUGUGACGUUUGUGGAAAGGCUUUCUCCAGCUUGAGAAACUGGGUGAGGCACAGCCUGCUACACAAUGGCCGCAGUUCCCACAGCUGCCUCUUGUGUGAUCAGUCGUUCGCCAACAACCAUGCUCUCCAGGACCACCUGAGGAUUCACAAUAACGACCUCCGUUUCCCUACAGCAGAAAUUCCAUCGGAGCCCCUGCUGUUUCCGCAUCAGUGCUGGUGGUGUAACGUCAGCUUUUCGACAGGAGAGCUGCUCUACGCUCAUCAGAUAUGCCACGCUGUUGGUGGUAAGUGUCUUCCCUGCCCUCCCAAGGCUCCUCCCAGUGCCCAGGCACCCAGCACCAUCACUGUAACAAGCACAGCACCCGCACCUUCCCCCAAGCAAAACCAGCUGUCCUUAGCUCCGGCGCAAUCUGUGUCAGAAGAUGCUCCCAUUCCAGAGAUUGAUGAGGAAAGCCUGUUCAACUACGCCCAUCCUGACAGCCUGUAUGUGGUCCCAGACCCCAUUCCACCUCCACCAAUUCCCAGACACUCCUUGUCACGGUCCAAGGGCCGUUCCUCAUCUCAAGCUUCAAGUCUUGUAUUGUCUCAGCAGACCAUUGUACUGGAUGAGGAGCCUCCACCCAGACACUCCACAGAGACCAGUUCAAAAGCUCCCAACGCCAGUCCAACCGUUCUUGAUGCUAGUUCAAUGCAAGAGAGAAAUCUACCUCGAACCCGCAGCCAGAAAAGAAUGAUGGAGGCAAUGGCCAACCUACCCCAGUUGCAACAGACACUAUCCUCCAAACACAAGUCUAAAGAGGGACUCAAAAGUUUCUCCAUCACUGUAACGCUACAGGACUCGAGAGGCUUUGAAUGUGCUGACUGCAGCCUACACUGUUUCUGA
Engraulis encrasicolus (European anchovy) is the source of this 7474-nucleotide messenger RNA. RefSeq lists its product as uncharacterized. Gene Ontology annotation, cellular component: nucleus. The transcript is spliced from 8 exons. NCBI's taxonomy places the organism in Eukaryota, Metazoa, Chordata, Actinopteri, Clupeiformes, Engraulidae. Bases 23 to 7474 code for a protein of 2483 amino acids. The record is from RefSeq and is a predicted model, not a curated record. Gene Ontology annotation, biological process: regulation of transcription by RNA polymerase II. Gene Ontology annotation, molecular function: DNA-binding transcription factor activity, RNA polymerase II-specific; RNA polymerase II transcription regulatory region sequence-specific DNA binding.